AUGGCUCGUACCAAGCAAACUGCCCGCAAAUCGACCGGUGGAAAGGCUCCUCGCAAGCAACUGGCAACUAAGGCCGCACGGAAAUCCGCUCCAGCCACUGGCGGAGUGAAGAAGCCCCAUCGUUACCGCCCUGGAACCGUCGCUCUCCGUGAGAUUCGUCGUUAUCAGAAGUCGACCGAGCUCCUCAUCAGAAAGCUGCCCUUCCAGCGUCUGGUCCGUGAGAUCGCUCAGGACUUCAAGACCGAUCUGCGUUUCCAAUCCUCGGCUGUUCUGGCUCUCCAAGAGGCCAGUGAAGCGUAUCUGGUUGGACUCUUCGAAGACACCAACCUGUGCGCCAUCCAUGCCAAACGAGUUACCAUCAUGCCCAAGGACAUCCAGCUGGCCAGAAGAAUCCGUGGUGAACGUGCCUAA
Messenger RNA from Bursaphelenchus xylophilus (pine wood nematode), 411 nucleotides. Lineage: Eukaryota; Metazoa; Nematoda; Chromadorea; Rhabditida; Aphelenchoididae. The record is from the annotation of a GenBank genome assembly.